Paramuricea clavata is the source of this 4533-nucleotide messenger RNA. NCBI's taxonomy places the organism in Eukaryota, Metazoa, Cnidaria, Anthozoa, Malacalcyonacea, Plexauridae. The record is from the annotation of a GenBank genome assembly.
CGUUUUGCUAAAAUUAAACUUCAAAAGUUAAAAAUUAAAAUCGAACUUGUGACUGCGAACAUGUCUUUUUGCAAGCACGGCGGCAAAUUUAGUAACGCUGUAUGUAGCAAAUUGAAGAAAUUAGAAUUGUGGAAAUCGAAUUAUUACAUAUCGUGCGCAAUCACGCUUGACUAAAAUUUAAUUAUUCGAGCUGGGUUGAAAUUUGAAUCGCAAAUUUGAAGGCUAGCGUGUGAGAGGCAAGAGUGCACAGUCCGAUCACCACUAUUUGUAGUCGAGUAGUGGGAUUUAGACGAAUUUUGUGGCGCUUUGAAAAUGGCUGACCCCAUUGAUGUACUGAGAAGACCUCAGGUCAUUUGUCGACUUUUAUCUUUAGUAAGUAUUGUUGCCUUUGUGGCGGAAUUUCUAAGAGAUUAAACAUGUAACUAAAACUCGGUGCUUCUGGCGUAACGAUGCCGUUUGCGAUUUGUUUAAUCGCUGAAAUUGAUCCCGUGAGAAGCGCCCUGUUUAGGAUGUAUUGGGGUUGUCAAUUUCGUUUGACAAAUAAUAAUAUUACGAAGGUAUUUGUGCUUUCAAAAACGAGUGAAAAUGUUUCGCCAUUUUGCAAGUUUAAUUUGAGUGGCAUGAUGAUGCAGGCAAGGCUAAUUAGCAAAUAUCAUGCUCAUGGGUAUAUAUUAAAAUAUACACGACGCUGACACGACCGAAUAAUUUCCCCUGUUAGAAUUAGAUCAUAAAAGAAGUUUAGUUUACAUAGCAAGCUUUCUAAAGUAGCUCAUUUGAACAUUUGGCAGAAAAGCUAGUAAAGGCGUUACAUGAAAAGCUCUCUUUAAUAUAUUUGCCAACAACAUUCGUAUGACCAAACUAGUUUCGAUAUGCAUGAUAGACUUUUAAAUUGGUUUCCAAUUUCAACUUUGAAAUUGAUUUCCAAUUUCAGUUUAUUGCCAUCUGUAGUAAAUGUUGUAGUAUUAAAAGCUAGUAAGUCAACAAAUAUUAAUGCCCAACAUUUUUCCCUUGACAAGUGAAAUCAUUUGGUAUUGAACAAAGUAGAAUAACAUGGGUCUAUUUAAUAGGGCAUAUUAAUAUUGUGGCUUAAAACAAGAGACAUUCGUAGAUAGUCUAGUUUAUGAGAUAAGACCCAUUAUGACUUAUAAACUCACUCUGACAACAGACCAAAAUACAGUAUAAAUUUAACAAUGUGUGGCACAUUCGUUGAAGAUGCUAACCUCAGUGCAAAGGUUUUCUGGUGUCAGGCAAGCUUUUACAGGCAAGGCGGGUGGAGGCUACUUGUUACAGGCAACUCCCUGAUUCACGGUAGUCUAAUUUCAAAAAGUUGAGUUAGGUUUGGCACACAAGUGGAGUGGUGUAUAAUGCACCUGUCAAUAUUAAGGUAAGGGUGCGGGCAGUGAGUGGGGAUUUAAUCGUGAAUUCUAUCCCCACAGACGGGCAUUUGUCAAAGAUUUUUUUCUCGGGUGCGGGCGAUUUGCCCUUCGACAUAAUUCAACAUGUGAUUUCAGUACGGAACCUGGAACCUAGAAUCAAACCGGAAGUCCGGAAACUUUUAUUUUUUAUAUCUGCUUCUGUCUUCUGGCCUUUUGGAAUUUGAAUACAGUACAUAGUCUGGUUUCUGGGGAUAAAAUUUACGAUGCCCAGAUGCUUUUUGUGACUCUACAUUAAAUGUUAUUAAAAUAUUUUACCUCGAUCUAUCCCCUGGGUGCGUCUGUUUUGAAACAUUUGAUUAACGUAGAAUGCCCCACCAGCGGGCAUUUGACCCAAUUUUAAAUUUUUUUGUCAAAUCCCCACCCAUUGCCCACACCCUUACCCCCUGGGAUUAAUAUUGAUAGGUGCAUAAAUGCAACAGGUUAUGUAGAACUUGUGUCAAAAUUUGUUAAUCCAAAUUCUGCUGUACUUAAUUGAAUUUUGUCCUACCUAAUUUGUUAAUUAACCCAUCAAGUCGCAUUGUGUCCCAAUGCGCCCUAUUUUAUUAUAUUACUCUGUCUAACACCAGAUGAUUUUACCCAUUGAGCAAGAGUGCUGGUACUCAAUGGGUUAAUGAGACCAUCUGCCCAUGUAUCUAGUAAACUCAUUGAGUCACAUUGCACCCUACUUUAUUAUUUGACUCUGUCCAACACAAGAUGAUUUUACUGGUGCAGGGCACCGAGCACUGCCGCUCAAUGGGUUAAGUUCAGCCAAUGAAAAGUAUGUCAUAUGAAAAUGGGCCGUAUUUGACUAUUGUGUACUGUGGCAACAUUUUGAUCAAAACCUUUCUCCCCUAGUUGUUUUCUAUCAUCGUCUUUGGUUGCAUAGCCGAUAAAGGAAAACCAGAAAUAGAUAUACCAGGUACUGGCAGGUCUGAGAAGUACUGUGUAUAUGAUGGAGAUGAUGGUGCAUGCAACUAUGGAGUUGCUAUAGGCGUGAUUGCGUUCAUCGCUUGUCUAAUAUUCCUUGCAACAGACUUCUUCACGGAUUCCAUAACAAACGUAGAAGCAAAGAAAUAUAUCUUCCUUUCUGACCUACUGUUUUCUGGUGUGUGGGCAUUCCUGUGGUUUGUUGGGUUCUGUUACCUCUGCGACAAAUGGAGGAAGCAAGAUAAUAAGGAUCAAUUCUCAUCACAGGAGAAAAGCAAUGCUGGUGGAGCUAUUGCUUUCAGCUUUUUCUCCAUCCUUUCUUGGGUAAGUCUCAUAUAAAAUGCUGUCAGUGGUUUGUGCCUAAACUAGAGAUGUGCAAAUCUGAUCCAAAUCCUAUCUGGUUCGUUUGGAUUUCGGAGCCAUAAUAUUCACUUAAAAUUGGAAAAGUAUUUUUGUAGUCGGAUCGGACUUCGAUUACCAGGAUCUGCUUUUUGUAAAAAACUGCACAAAAGAGCCAGUGGGUUAAGAACCACCAGCCUUAAAAAAUUGUUUAGGAAAAAUUAACCAGGAAAAAUUAAGAACCAACUAAGAUGCACACAUAAAUGAUUAAGUCAAAGAAGACGAUUAUUUAAAUGAUUAAAGUGAAAGAAGACAUGCCCAUCGAUGCAUCUUCAUUUUCAAAUGUUUAAAUAAUCACAUAAACUUUGAGUUUAAUUUAGUAUAUAAUAGCAGUAUUCAUAAUUAUAAUACUCGACAGAGUUGUUUUCUUCAUUUACCCAAGACAAGGACAAGUUGGGGGUAAACAUAAAGUCACUUAUCAUGCUGUGUAUGAUUAUAACAACCUUGAAUCAAAUUGUCAAAAUGCUCAGUCAAUUUCUCAAUUUAAAUCGAAAGUUUUUUGGCUGUCGGCCAUUAUGUACUAUUGUUCUUCUCAACUUUUAAACUUUUACCAGUUCAGCAAGUACCUUAAUGAUAGAUAAUUUUAUGAUAUUUUUAACUUUUGACCACAUGUAAAUAGAUUAGAUAUAAUAUUUUUCACUUUGUAUAAUACUAGUUCUAUAGUGCAGGACCAUUCUGAAAAUCACUUCUGCAAGAAUGCCUCCUGAAUAAGGAUUGUUAUCAUCAUCACACAUAAUGCAACUAAUUUUUUAUUUAAAUUUAGGGUGUUCAAACGUACUUUGCUUUCAGAAAUGUCAAUGACGGGGCAAGCAACUUUGAGUUUGGUGGACAUAGUCGACAACCUUACGAGAGCUCGCCUUAUUCCUCGUUCCCGGAUCAACAGAAUGAUGAUGCUUACCAAGCCAAGCCAUUCCAACAAUCUGGUCAGACUGAUCAAUCUGGGGAAUACAGACCACCUACCUACUAAAGUCUUUGAUCUCAUUGAAACUGAACAUUAUUUAGGGAGAUUAUAUUUGUACGAAAAUAUUGUGCUUGUUUAUGGAUGUUAAUGUUUUACGGUUGAAUAUCUACUGGCGUAGUUAACUAGUUAUUUCCGGUCUACAUUCCACAUACUGAAUAUACAUGCAUUCAGAAACAUACACUUUAUUUAGUAUGACUUGGAUGAAAACCUGUGCUUGUUAAUGGUUGGAAAUGUUUUAUGGUUAAAAAUAUACUGCAGGGCUGUUUAUAAACUGCCUUCUAGCUUUAAAUAGCAACCACCAACCCACUCAACUGUCAAAUACAUACAUCUAAACUCAAUGUUAUUUAGAAAGAUUUCAUUUGUAUGAGAAUUUGUGCUUGUUUUUGACUGCUUGUGUUUUAAGUCUUAUUAGCUAUGCUGUUUAUUAACCGUCUAUUGUAAAGCUCUCCAUGUAAUUGAGCAGCAUGCUGAACUGAUAUACUUAAACGGACAUUAGUAAGAUUUUAGUUAAUAUGAAAAGCCAAUGAUUGUUAUAAUAAUCGAAGCUAUAUUUUCUGGUUAAUUUAAAUCCUAAAUCUACUAGCCAGACAGUUCAGUUCAUAAUCUGAAAAUAAAGUUAAUUUUGGCUUCCCAAAUAUGCACAGUGGUGCAGUAAAAGGCUCAAACUUUCUACAAAGUAUAAACCUAUCUGUAUGGGGUUGGUCUUUAAGUCAGUGGGGUAGUCUAGAUAGGUUUGGCAUUUUUAAAACUUGUAAUGUUUGUGUGUUGUGAAUAAAACAUUUUGCACAAGCAAAAAAUAUAAAGUGUUUGCGAAUAUCUCUCCAUUGGAUA